UGGGAAAACAAAAAUAUAUAUUCAAAUCAUAAAUAGCAGGAAGGAGAGAGAGAGAUAAAGAUAAACCAAUAACUCAGCACCAGUUUCGCACACGAACCAGCCUUCUUUUCAGUCUGCCAACGAACCCACCAACUCUUUACCCAUCUUCCUUCCUCUUCAUCUUUAUCAGAAAUGGAGUACGGCGUGGAAGCGAGAGCGUUAAGACCAAGUUUAGUAGUAGGAGAAUAUGCCAUGAAGCCGACACAGCAAGCGUUUUUAGAAGACCAUUUGUGUGCUACCGGCGUUCCCAGCGAAGAUUUCUCAGUUGACUACUUUCUUAACCUGUCUAAUGCGGAAUUAGAAGAUGGAUACGUUGAGGAAGAAGAGGAGGAGGAAGGAGAGGCGGAAAAAGACUCUAUUUCAGGUUCGUCCUCGCCGGACCAAGCAGACGAUUAUAAUUCCAACUCAACCAAUUGCUCCGGCACGGCUGAGUCCGAGUCUCAUCUCGCCAGCGAACUUGCCGUUCCGGACGAUGAUCUUGCAGACCUUGAAUGGCUUUCUCACUUCGUGCACGAUGAUUUGCCAGAGGUUUCUCUUUCAUUCCCCGCCGGAGAGCAGAAAAUCGAAAGUCGUUCAACGAACCGGUCCGAACCGGAGUGGAGACCGAGACCUCCAUUUUUCCCUUUAUUAAGGGUUCCAUCCAAAGCCAGAAGCAAAAGGUCCAGAGCCGGUAAACGAGUUUGGAGACUUGGGUCACCGCUCAACGAAUCGUCACCGCCGUCUUCUUCAGCAUCGUCUCCUGGGUUUUCUUCGACGCCUUGUCUUAUCUUUAGCAAUACGGUUCAAACCAUGGAGUUGUUCGAUUUUGCUGAACCGCCGACGAAGAAGCUGAAGAAACCGGCUGUUCAAACCGGUGGGGCACCAGGUGGUUCCCAGUUUCAGCGUCGGUGCAGCCACUGCCAGGUGCAGAAGACCCCGCAGUGGAGAACCGGUCCAAUGGGCGCCAAAACGCUUUGCAACGCUUGUGGGGUUCGGUUCAAGUCCGGCCGGCUAUUCCCAGAGUAUAGACCGGCCUGUAGUCCGACUUUUUCCGGCGAUGUUCAUUCGAAUAGUCACCGCAAAGUGUUGGAGAUGAGGAAGAGAAAGGAGAUUAUGACUGAACCAGAAUCCAUGUUGACCCAGAUGGUUCCAAGUUUUUGAUAGUCUAACAUAGAAAAUAGUUACAUGUGAACCGGUCUGAGCCGCUUUAGGUUUUUUUAUUUAUUUUUUGUUAUUAGGAAGGAUCUUAAUUAUAACUCUAGUUUUUCUUCUUU
This is a messenger RNA of Alnus glutinosa, 1292 nucleotides long. RefSeq names its product GATA transcription factor 5-like. The transcript has 3 exons. NCBI's taxonomy places the organism in Eukaryota, Viridiplantae, Streptophyta, Magnoliopsida, Fagales, Betulaceae. The record is from RefSeq and is a predicted model, not a curated record. Gene Ontology annotation, molecular function: zinc ion binding; sequence-specific DNA binding. Gene Ontology annotation, cellular component: nucleus. Bases 172 to 1179 code for a protein of 335 amino acids. Gene Ontology annotation, biological process: positive regulation of DNA-templated transcription.